Neohortaea acidophila is the source of this 1677-nucleotide messenger RNA. RefSeq lists its product as uncharacterized. Gene Ontology annotation, cellular component: nucleus. Lineage: Eukaryota; Fungi; Ascomycota; Dothideomycetes; Mycosphaerellales; Teratosphaeriaceae. Gene Ontology annotation, biological process: mRNA splicing, via spliceosome. The transcript has a single exon. The coding region runs from base 1 to 1677 and encodes 558 amino acids. The record is from RefSeq and is a predicted model, not a curated record.
AUGAACAACAACCAAUUCCGCCGCCUCAUCCUCAACAACGACGCCGCGAAAAAUGGCACUUCCCCACCCACCACCACAGCGUCCACCGCGCCCUCCACCUUGGGAGCGAAGAAGUCCAGCUUCAUGCCCAUGACCCCCCGCACCCUCAAUCGCGGCGGCAGCGGCAGCGGAAGCAACGAAGUCGACUUUGCCCGCCAAGUGCGCGAACGCAACACCGCCCUGCAUCCCUCCAAGAAUAAGAAAUUCAAAUCCGUUGCGCCAAAGGGCGUCAAGUAUGCCGCUGGCUACACCGAUCGGGCGAAGGCUAGAGCGGAGCGGGAGGAGGACGGGGAGGAGGAGGACAAGGCGAAGCGGGUUGCUGCGCUGGAGGAGCAGAUGAAACUCGGGCAGAUUUCGGUGGAGACGUUUGAGACGCUGAGGGAUCGGAUUGCGGGUGGGGAUGCGGGGAGUACGCAUUUGGUUAAGGGGUUGGAUUGGAAGUUGUUGGAGCGGGUGAGGAGGGGGGAGGAUGUGUUGGGAGGGAGGAAAGAGGGGGAGGGUGAGGAAGAAGAGGCGACCGCGGAUGUGGACGAGGAGUUGGACAAGUUGGGGGAGAGGGAGGUGGAGGCUGUGAGGAAGGAAAAGGUGGAGAAGAAGGGGAGCAUGGCUGCACCACAACCUCUCGCGGGGACGAAGAGGACGCGAGACGAACUCAUGGCGGAGCUCAAGGCUCAGCGUAAAGCUGCCGCCGAAGCAAAGGCCGCUGCACCCCUACUUGACAGCCGAUGGAGGAAGGCGGGGGAUCCGGGCAAAAGUCGCAUUGAGAUUGAUCACAAGGGGAGAGAAGUGCUGAUUACGGUGGACGAGGAUGGUGUUGUGAAGAAGAAGGUGCGCAAGGUUAUGUCGAAACAGGGCGAGGAGGAUAGACCUCCCCUCGCGGACAUGCCAGAUGAGAGCAAGCCGGUGCUUGGAGCAGAUGCUGCAAUCCCAGAGACAGCACCCGCACCCGUGGCUGACGACGAGGACGAAGACAUUUUCGCGGGUGUCGGAACCUCAUAUGAUCCACUUGGAAAUGAAGACGACAACGAUGACGACAGCAGCGACGACGAAGACACAGAGAAAGAAGCCAAACCAUCUCAACCCAAGCCUAACAAGCCCAAAGAAGAGACCACCACCGCCGCACAACCUACCACAACCCCUACAGAAAACACAACCAAGCCCCAACCGCGCAACUACUUCAAAGACACCCCAUCAACGACAGCAGAAGAAGAACCCGCCCAAGACCGCAUGGCAGGCAUGCAAGAACUCCUCAAAAAGGCCGCCAAAAUGGACUCCACCGCAACAGGAGAAGGAACCAACGAUGAUCCCGACGACGAGGAUGAAGAAGCGCGCGCCGCCCGCCUCAAGAAGCGCGCCGCUAUGCUCGCACAGCAAGAUCGGGAUGAAGAGGAUCUCGAUAUGGGGUUUGGGAGUAGUCGGUUCGAUGAUGGGGAGGAUGAAGGGGAGGAUGGGAAGGUGAAGUUGUCGGAGUGGAGGGGCGGAGAUGGUGAUGGGGAGGAUGAUGGUGAGGGAGGCAAACGUGCAGCGGGGAAGAAGGGCAAGCGGAAGCCGAAGAAGAGGAAGGGGGAUGGGAAUAAUAUGGCGGAUAUCAUGCGGGUGCUUGAUGGGAGGAAAGCGGCGGCUGGUGGGUCGAAGUAG